AGGUUAAGAACUACUGCUCUAAGCAACUGUUUCUCAGGUGCAGCCCUUAUAAGAUAGAAUUGUUGCUGAUAGUCACAGGCCAGAGAAUUGAAGACCAUGUUUUUUAAAGUUCUUUAUUAAUUUACUUAAACAAAAUUUAUAUUCCAUGUUGUAUUCGCAAACUAGCAAUGAUUCUUUUUUCCAGCUUUGCCCUCUCAAGAAUUUAAUUUCUUACCUAGUUUUAUCUCUCUUUUUGAAUGGCCCAUAUGACACGUUUCUACAUCAUAUUCCAGAUUGGACUGUCUUUACAAAACAUUAUAUUGGUCAUUGUGAAUUUGAUUUAAAAGCACAUUCCCCAUAUUUAAAACAUCAGUAAUUAGAAUGGAUGUGUUACUCUUUUCAUCCUAAUCUCCAAAAUUUAAACAGGAGUUUGAAGUUGGAUAAAACUAGUACACAAGGAUCCCCUUGUGGGAUCUUCUUAGUUUAUUAGUCAUCUCCACCAUGGAACAGAAUACCAAUAGAGUGAAUACCAAUAAAGUGAAUCCAGAAGACUUUUUCCCAGGGGCCUGUAUUUUUGUUUGUUAAACUGUUAAAUAAAGAUCUAAUCAUAUGAGGCACUUUGAUCAAUAUUGCACUGAUGUGCUUUCUAAAGGAAAGAAGUUUAUACAUUCAAAAGAUCACAAGAUAAUCUCAGAGCUAAAGAAAAAGACUGUCAAUUACUUAAGAAGAACAGUUUGUGAUAAACUCAUAAGUUACAGAACUCAAAUCCUACAUCUAAACAGAAUCUUUGACUUGGUGAGAAAAAUAAGCCAAUCAGAAUUGCUUUAAAUUGGAACUUCAAUUUGAAAAUCUCUUGGCAGUUGGAAAUUCUAUAAGGUGAGGUUUAAAAGAAGAACAUGCCCUAUUUGAUAUAUAUACUCUAACUUUUUAAUAUUAAUGACAGAAAUGGCAAAUAUUCUAGACAUCACACUAUAUGUAUGAUCGCUACAGAGACCUUCAAAUUCAAUUUUAAAAAAAUGCUUUGUAGUACUGUAUAUAGAUAGUAUCUGUGGCAGCUCUUUGUAGUAAAGAAAGAAAUUGGUCUUUUAAAAGUUGUAGAAAGGUAUAAUAUUUGUUUCCAAAGCACUGCAAAAUCUUAAUAUCUAGGCUGGAAUAAGCAGUAACAACUGACACUGCUUUUUUUCAAAGAAGAACACAUAAAUGAAGAUGGAGUCAAUGAAAGAGGUUGAAAAUGGCAGCAUGCAAUCUCUUAAAGAACAUGAUGUAACUGAAAGUUCUUCAAAUCAAGUGCUGAAAGAAAAUCAGCAAGAACCCACCAAUGCUAAUGAAAGUGAAACUAUCUCACAAGCAUUGGAAAUGUCAGAAAUAUCAUCAAGCAGUUUGCCCAAGGAAAAGGCAAGUGAAUUUCAGGAGACUGAAACUGAAACAGAAGCAAAAAGUUCUAUAGGUCCUUUACAAGAUGCAGAAAAUGAAAAAUGCAGUUUAUAUUCUGCAGAGAAAGUAGAAUCACUAAAAAAAGUUCCAGUAGAUUGGACAGUCGAUACAAAACACGUUGAACUUCUGGCAUAUCUAUAUGCUGAAGGAUUAGCUGAAAUUCCACAAUAUUUUUUUGAAGUUCAAGCUAAAAAAAGUUUACUGCUUUCCGUAGAAAAUGCUACAGUAUGUCAAAAGCUAUCCAAAGAAUCAGUAUUUGAAAUGAUGCUUGAUGAAUUUACAGUUCAGUUACAUACAAGAGGGCUCAUUGAAGUUCCUUCCAGGAUUUUUGACACAAAGAAGUUGAAGUUUUUGAAUUUAAACAAUAAUGAAAUAAAGACCCUACCAAAAGAGAUAAGUUUGUUGAAAAACCUGGAAAUACUAUCUAUGGAAGGAAAUCAGUUAACUUCAUUACCUCCUGAAAUUUGUCUUCUUAAAAAACUUAGAACUUUGAAUCUGAGUUAUAAUCAAAUAUCAUCAUUGCCACAAAAUUUUUUUGAACUAUCAAGACUCAGAUGUCUUUUACUCAGUCAUAACAAUAUUGAAAAAAUCAACUUUGCUUUAGAAAAACUUGAAAGGCUAGAAAUGUUAGAGCUCAGUGGAAAUAAUGUGACCCUCCCAGAAUCUAUAUCUACCAUGAACAAAUUAAAUACACUCCUUUUAAAUUCCUGUAACAUUUCAAUAUUUCCAAAAAUGGUCUGUUACAUUCCAAAUCUAAAUAAGCUUAGUUUGUCAGAAAAUCAGAUUCAAAGUUUGCCAAAAGAAAUCAAAGAACUCAAAAGUUUAAAAGACUUUUCAUUAAGUAACAACAAGCUUACAUUUUUGCCUGUGCAGCUUUUUCAUUUGGUACAUAUUGAAAAACUGAAGCUGGAUAAUAACCAGUUAGAAAGUCUUUCAGAUAAAGUGGAAAACCUUGAAAAGCUUUGUGACCUUAAUCUUGCUAAAAAUCUAUUAAAAAUAAUUCCUGACAGUCUUUGCAAUUGUAUAAUGAUAGAAUGCCUCAAUCUUAAUGACAACCAAUUAAGAGAGAUUCCUUCCACUCUAUACAGAUUAAAAUAUCUAAAGGAAUUGUACCUAAACAGAAACCAACUGAUCUUGUUAGAUGAAAAAAUAGCAUACAUGAAAGAACUCUUAAUUUUAGAAAUAUCAGGAAAUGUAUUAAUGUACAUUCCUGUUGAAAUAAAAAGUUGUACUGAAAUCAUUAAAAUUGACUUAAGUUAUAAUAAAUUGGCUGCGUUUCCACUUGGAUUGUGUGCACUAGCUGCUCUUAGUCACUUAAAUCUCAGUGGAAAUUAUAUUUCAGAAAUAACUAUUGACAUUUCAUUUAUUAAAAAUCUGCAGCAUCUAAAUUUCAGUAAAAACAAGUUGCCAUCAUUUUCCAUACACCUUUGUACUCUUUCUAGACUGAGCUAUUUAGAUCUAAGUAACAAUGAAAUAAGCACUGUUCCAACAAGUGUGCACCAAAUGCAAUGUCUUCAGAUUCUGCUAUUAUACCAUAACAAAUUCGUUUUGUUUCCCAAAGAAUUGUGUGUUCUAAGUUAUUUAAAAGUUCUUGAUCUUUCUGAAAACAAAAUACAGUUCAUUCCUGAAGAUAUUAAGGAACUAUCAAAGCUAAAAGUCUUAAAUCUAUCAGACAACCAGUUUGCAUCGUUUCCAAAUGAAAUAUGCCAACUUUUAUCAUUACAGAAGUUAACUCUGAGUCAGAAAAAUGGAUUAAGGUUAAAAUCACUGACAGAAGAGAUAUCAAAGCUGACAUCUCUUAAAGAGCUGGAUAUUUCUCACAAUGAAUUACAAGAAAUACCUGAAAGUAUAGGGGACAUACAAAGCUUGGUCACUUUGAUAGCAAACAACAAUUGUUUAACAGAACUUCCCUCAAGUUUUGCAUCACUCUGUAAUUUGCAGCAUCUGAAUCUGAGAGAAAACAAGCUUGUAUACUUGCCUAGUGAUAUGCACCUUCUUCUGCAACUAAAGAAUAUAGAUUUUGAUGAAAAUACUCUCAUCAGGCCUCCUCUGGAAGUCUGUAAAGGGAAACAGCUGCUCCCCAUCAUACAUUACUUAGAAAAUGCUGAUCAAAGAGAUGGUAAGUUUAGAUUAAAUUUCCCAGUAUCAGUAGACUUCCUACUAUGCCUCUUUCUUUGGGCUUCUGAGUUUUCCUAUCUACCAUGGGAUAGAGAGGUAGGGAGCCUCCCUUGUUUCUUGAUUGCUCUGAUCACAUGGAUUAAGCCACAUGAGUUAGAAGAAAUUUGCUGACUUUAUAGUAUUAAUAGAUAAUAGAUAUUGUUCAAAGAUAUUCUAGUUAUGAGCCUCCUCAAUAAGAUGUAGCAGCAAAUUAUGAGUAUCUGCAGAUUAAGUAUUUGCUGAACAUAAAGACAUAGCUUGCUGUACCAACAUAAGUCACCUUAAUUUACACUCUGAGGAAUCCUCCUUGAUACUCUUUUAAUGGAUCAGUUGCUUGCACUAAACUCUUUUCCAUCUCAUUUUGGACACCAAAUAUGGCAGAAAUCUUUGUAAAUGGAGAGGGAACUGACCUAGAAAUUACAGAAAGCAAAUGCUGGAUUCUUCAAAGAUGUAGAGAAUCUGUUGAAGCUUUAUUCCUCCUAAUCUUUUGAACAUUCAGAAAGAAAAAUUGAAACCAAAACAGACUAGUCCAAAUUGAGAUCCUAAGGUAACAUUCAAAAUAAAAUGUCUAAGCAAAGAGAUAAACUUACAGAGCAGCAGUUUGAAGUUUCUAUUCUCCUGUUUUUGCGCCAACAGUCUUAAUAAACCUUUCAACCUUCUUGAAUAAUCUCUGACCCCUUCCUUCUUCUAGAAAGCUUUCCAAGUUGAAGAACCAAUUCUCUUGCUUGGUAUCUGAUAUCAGAUACAUAUCUGAUAAAUUAAUCCAAGAGAUGUUUUCUCUAUUGACUUCUGUCAUCUGCUGUCUUCCUCAGCCUUCUUUUCUAAUCCCUUAGUCCUGCAUAAAAACAGCCUUUAUGAAUCAUAGGCAUAGGGACUUAUAUUCUGUUGCUGUGGUUUAUUUAAAAGGUUGCAUUUUCCCUCCCACAUAAAAUGCAUCCCCAAAGAACGUCCUCAAUUACUUUCUAUUCUACUAGAGCCUAAAUUACAUUAAACAUAAAUUUGUUCAUUGCAAGUACCUAGAGUAGCAUAUAGGUCUAAUAAUCUCAAAAUUCAGCCCAAUGUUUUUUGGGCCUUUUCCAGGACUCAUGCUUGUUAUUUGGUCCUACCCACCCUAUCCUAAAUUCCCCAUUGUUUCUUCACUUCUACAUUUUACAUUUAUCAGAAGAUGAGUGGAUGGCCCCAGAAAACAAACAUCAAUAUCUAUUACAAAGUAGGAAAAUCAAUUCCAUUUAAAAUGUUUUUCUAAGCAGACACUAUACUAUAGUCUAUCAACAGAUACUAUAGUCUAUCAAUAGCCUGAAAUCAAACAAAAUGAUACUAUAAAUCAGGGCUUUUUUUGGUCAUAGAAUGCACUGGAAUGGAGUUCUGGCACUUUUUUUUCCGACAGAUUUUCCAGAGUUGUGUUCUUUUCCUAUUGUUUCCCUUCCUACCCUCAUUUGUUUUUGAAAAUGCCCCGCUGGCAGUAUGAUGAGAGUGGGGUCCCCUCCAGCACUGUCUGCCUCCUCUAGGAGGAGCCAUGAGGCGCCGGAGCACCACAGCCAGAGUGUGGCUUGAUUGGCUGGGUCGGACCAUGUGGUGUAGAAGCUGAUGGUGGUGGUGG
Crotalus tigris (Tiger rattlesnake) is the source of this 5170-nucleotide messenger RNA. RefSeq names its product leucine rich repeats and death domain containing 1 (gene LRRD1). NCBI's taxonomy places the organism in Eukaryota, Metazoa, Chordata, Lepidosauria, Squamata, Viperidae. Gene Ontology annotation, molecular function: protein binding. The record is from RefSeq and is a predicted model, not a curated record. The transcript is spliced from 4 exons. Bases 1180 to 3702 code for a protein of 840 amino acids.